GGUGUGAAGUUAUUUUCAUCCAUUAAUUCAGCUGAAAAGAGGAAAUAACAUCAGUUCUUUCAGAUGUGCAGCAGAGAAAAGUCUCUCAGUGUUCAGCAGCUGAUAGAAGGACAGGAGAUGUUGGUUCUGGAACUGGUUCUGAUCGUUGUGCUUCAGUUUGAAGGCACCAGAGGAGGAGAACUUUAUCACAGAUCUGGAGAUGAUGUCGUUCUACCUUGUAACAGUCCUGCAUUUUUUUACCCAUGCUCCAUUGUUAACUGGUUUUUCAACAGAGAUCCAAGCUCAAGCUCUCUGUUGGAGGUUCAGGAUGGAAAAGUUGUUCAGAGUUUACCUCGAGCUGCCAGGUUAAAUGUGGACAGAAAAUGCUCUCUGAUCAUCAACAACAUCACUGCUGAGGAUGCUGGACGGUAUACCUGUCGACUUGGUUCAAGAACCGACUUUGAUGGCGAUGUACACCUGAGUGUUUUGACCAUCUCUCCAUCUCCACCAGGUGCUGAUCCAACAAAGGAUGAAGAUUUCACAUUACAGUGUUCUCUGGUCAGAUUCAGAGGGUUGGGUCCUUGUCCAGAGAAGAGCCUCCUCUGGGUGGAUGAGACAGGAAGUGAGCUGCUUGGUGAAGGUGUUGGGUUCAAGUCUGGAGGACAGACUGGCUGUGAUUCUAAUCUCACUGUGAAGCUUCAGAGAAGCAGCAACAGAACAUACACCUGCCAGUUUGUUGAGGGAAACACAGUGAAGAUAGAAUCUCACUACACACUUGAGUUUAAAGUUAUCAGGGGAGAAGGAGUCCAUAUCUACCACAGAGCUGGAGAUGAUGCUGUUCUGUCCUGUAAAAGACCUUCAUCAUCUCUCUCAUGCUCCACUGUUGACUGGUUUUAUACGAGAGCUGAAAACAUGAAGCGUCAACAUGAAGUUCAUGGAGGAAAAGUUCAGAGUUCAGCUCGAGCUGCCAGGCUGAGGUUGGACAAUAACUGCUCUCUGAUCAUCAACAACAUCACUGCUGAGGAUGCUGGACGUUACACCUGUCAGCUUUGGGAUGGAGGACGCUUUGACACAGAUGUGUAUUUAAACAUGAUGAGCAUCUCUCCAUCUCCACCAGGUGCUGAUCCAACAAAGGAUGGAGAUUUCACAUUACAGUGUUCUCUGGAGAGAUACAGAGGGUUGGGUCCUUGUCCAGAGAAGAGCCUCCUCUGGGUGGAUGAGACAGGAAGUGAGCUGCUUGGUGAAGGUGUUGGGUUCAAGUCUGGAGGACAGACUGGCUGUGUUUCUUAUUUCACUGUGAAGCUUCAGAGCAGCAGCAACAGAAGAUACACCUGCCAGUUUGUUGAGGGAAACACAGUGAAGAUAGAAGCUCACUAUGAGAUUGAAGGAGUUACUGUCAACAGCACCAUCAUCUUCAUCAUCCUUGGAGCAGUGAUUGGGGUUUUGCUGCUUCUGGUGGUUCUUGCUGCUGUUUUCAUCAAACUGAGGAAAACCAACGUUAAAGAGGAUCAAAUAACCACAACAGAAGAUCAAGACUCAACCCCUGAAAUUCAUCAUCAUGGGGAGAAGGAGACCAACCUGACAUAUGCCACUGUUGAUCACUUUAAUCCCAAAACUUCUAAGAAGAUAAAGGUCAAACAAGAUGAAGACACUGUGACUUAUUCCGCUGUGAGGACUAAAAAUAAGACGGAGGCGAACAUCAACCACAGCAGUCUCUACAGCAGCAUUGCUAGGACAAAAUGACCCAAAGAGGGAAAUAAAACACCUCAUCAC
Molecule: messenger RNA, 1752 nt
Organism: Fundulus heteroclitus (mummichog)
Lineage: Eukaryota; Metazoa; Chordata; Actinopteri; Cyprinodontiformes; Fundulidae
Exons: 9
Coding region: 64-1722 (552 amino acids)
Biological process (GO): positive regulation of ERK1 and ERK2 cascade; interleukin-15-mediated signaling pathway; T cell activation
Cellular component (GO): membrane raft; external side of plasma membrane
Molecular function (GO): protein tyrosine kinase binding; MHC class II protein binding
Source: RefSeq, a predicted model, not a curated record